This is a messenger RNA of Catharus ustulatus (Swainson's thrush), 426 nucleotides long. Its product is annotated as feather beta keratin-like. Gene Ontology annotation, molecular function: structural constituent of cytoskeleton. NCBI's taxonomy places the organism in Eukaryota, Metazoa, Chordata, Aves, Passeriformes, Turdidae. Gene Ontology annotation, cellular component: intermediate filament. Bases 73 to 426 code for a protein of 117 amino acids. The transcript has 2 exons. The record is from RefSeq and is a predicted model, not a curated record.
UCCUCUGAGCUCCUUUGGGACGUGCGAGGAGGGGGAUGGAGGCUGGGAAAGGGGACCCUCCACACCACACCCAUGGCCUGCUACGACCUCUGCCGACCCUGCGGACCCACCCCGCUGGCCAACAGCUGCAACGAGCCCUGUGCCCUGCAAUGCCAGAACUCCAGGGUCAUUAUUGACCCUUCCCCUGUGCUGGUCACCCUGCCAGGACCCAUCAUGACCUCCUUCCCCCAGAACACCGUCGUUGGAUCCACCUCCUCGGCUGCUGUUGGGAGUGAACUCAAUGCCCAGGGACAGCCCAUCUCUGGUGGAUUUGGUGGCUUUGGUGGCUUUGGUGGCUUUGGCUACGGCCUUGGCUAUGGCCGUGGAUUUGGCUAUGGGCUGGGAGGCCUGGGCUGCUAUGGCAGAAGGGGUGGCUACAACUGCUAA